Pochonia chlamydosporia 170 is the source of this 3282-nucleotide messenger RNA. Its product is annotated as Na/K ATPase alpha 1 subunit. The coding region runs from base 1 to 3282 and encodes 1093 amino acids. Gene Ontology annotation, molecular function: ATP hydrolysis activity; ATP binding; P-type sodium:potassium-exchanging transporter activity. Gene Ontology annotation, biological process: intracellular potassium ion homeostasis; proton transmembrane transport; sodium ion export across plasma membrane. The record is from RefSeq and is a predicted model, not a curated record. The transcript has a single exon. NCBI's taxonomy places the organism in Eukaryota, Fungi, Ascomycota, Sordariomycetes, Hypocreales, Clavicipitaceae. Gene Ontology annotation, cellular component: membrane.
AUGCCCGAAGACACUGCCAGCCCUGCUGGUGAAACAGUCGAAAAAGAAGGGGACCGUGACCUUCGCAUUGUCUUUGAUGAUGCAGCUCACCCUAGGGGGAGAACUGCAGAUCAGGGUCGACGCAGGGACUCCCGCUCUCAGUCCCGCCGCAGGUCCAUGAGCCGCGAUGGCAUCACGACUGCCCCCUAUUCCGGCCUCCCUAUUACCUACCGGACUCUAUCUAUUCAAGUGGCCGAAUCUCGCAAAGUCGAAACAGACAAUAUUGCUGAUGCCAAAGCAAACAAGAAAGAGGACGAAGAUUACUUUUCAAACUUGACCUUCCAUCAACUCCAACCUGAUCAGCUGUGCCAGCAACUCAAUGUAUCUGAUGUAUCAGGUCUUUCAGAGAGCUCUGCUGCCAACAGGCUCCAGAGGGAUGGCGGCAACACACUGCCAAAGCCAAAGACAAACUACCUCAAGAAGAUUUUGAUGUAUGUCUUUGGUGGCUUCUGCUCCGUCCUCUGGGUGGGUGUUGUUGUCUUCUUCGUCUGCUGGAAGCCGCUGAGCAACCCACCCUCGCCGACCAAUCUUGCCCUCGCUAUUCUUGUCAUCAUGGUCAUUAUGCUUCAAGCUGGCUUCUCUGCCUUCCAAGAUUGGUCCACAUCCAGGACCAUGAAGUCCAUUACCGACUUGCUGCCAUCAGAGGCCCUCGUCAUGAGAGAUGGGCAAUUGAAAAAGAUGCCCGCCACUCAGCUUGUCAGCGGGGAUGUUGUCCAUCUCAAGAUUGGUAACAAAGUACCGGCCGAUAUGCGUCUCAUCAGCCACUCUGGAGAUAUUCGAUUCGAUCGUGCCGUGCUCACCGGCGAGCCUGACGAGAUCGAGGGUGCUGUUGACAUGACUGACGAAAACUUCUUGGAAAGCCGCAACAUUGCACUCAUGGGAACAUUGGUAGUCAACGGAAGCGGCGUGGGCGUUGUUGUCCUGACUGGUCCUCGAUCUGUAAUGGGUCGUAUUGCCAAGGCGACUGCCGCAACCGAAGAGCGCGCAACCUUGAUUCAGAAAGAAAUCUGGCGAUUUGUUUACAUCAUUGUUGCUCUUACUAUUUGUUUGGCACUUUUGAUCCUCUUCACCUGGGUUGGUUGGUUACGCCGGGAUCAUUUCGAAUACAUGAAUGUCGUCGCCAUGUUGAACAAUGUCAUGAGCUGCGUUGUUGCCUUUAUCCCUGAAGGCAUGCCCGUGGCUGUUGCUCUGACACUGAUGAUGGUUGCGAGAAAGAUGAAAGCAGUCAAUAUCCUGCCAAAGGGUCUUGCUACUGUUGAAACCCUUGGAUGUGUCAACGUCAUCUGCUCUGAUAAGACUGGUACCUUGACCCAAAACCAAAUGCACGUCAACUCUGCCUCUUUCAUCGACGAGCCGAUCGAACUCGACGAAUUCUACAAAACCUUAAACAGUGAGAAGCCCAAAGCCAGCUCUACCAGACUGCUUGCAGCGGCAUCUUCUUGCAAUGAUGCGACAUUCGACCCUACGACCAUGAACCUGCCGGUGUCUAGUCGUGAGGUCCAAGGAAAUGCUACUGAUGCUGCUGUUCUCCGAUUCGCAGCCACUGCCAAGAGCGCAGAGUUUGGCACAGCUGUUGUUCCUCGUCUCUUCCAGAUUGCCUUCAACUCCAAGAACAAGUGGAUGCUCACCUUGCAUCGCAAAGAAGCUGACACGAACUCUUCGGCAAACGAAUUCCAAGUAUUCGUCAAGGGUGCUCCUGAUGUUCUCUUGCCAACAUGCACAAAGUAUUGGUCCAAAAAGUCCGACUCAGUUCAACCGAUGGACGAGGCUGCCCGAGCUGCUUUCAAAACAUAUCAAGACAAGCUUUCGAGAAAUGCGGAACGUGUUAUUGUCCUCUGUGAGAAGACCAUCGUUGCUACAAAUGCCCCCGGUACCAAUGCUUUCAGCGACGAGAUUGCACUCACUGCUACGGAGGAUCUCACUAUUGUUGGAAUUCUGGGUAUAAUCGAUCCUGCUCGUCCCGAAACCGCUCACACAGUUGCGGAAUGCAGACGUGCCGGUGCUCGAUUCUUCAUGGUCACCGGUGAUUAUGGCCUUACCGCCGCCGCCAUCGCUCGCAACACUGGUAUUUUCACUAGUGAGCAGGAUCCUGAUACAAUUGUGACUAUCAAAGGCGGAAAACACCUUUCUGCCCCAGAGCUUGCGCUGGCCCGAACCACUGGUGAACGACACAGCCUGUUGCUUGAAGGCCGGGAUCUGGGCAAUCUGAUCCAAGAAGAUUGGGAUGUUAUCUGCGAAUAUGGAGAAAUCGUGUUCGCCAGAACUACCCCGGAACAAAAGCUGCGUAUCGUUGAGGAGUUUCGCAAACGUGACAACGUCGUUGCAGUCACUGGCGAUGGUGUAAAUGACGCGCCUGCUCUGAGAGCGGCUGAUGUUGGCGUGGCAAUUGUUACUGGCAGCGAUGUUGCUAUCGAGGCGGCUGAUCUGGUUCUUUUGGAUAAAUUCGAUUCCAUUAUCGAGGCUAUUCGCUGGGGAAGACUGGUGUUCCAGAAUCUGCAAAAAGUCAUUGCCUAUCUGCUCCCUGCUGGUUCUUGGUCCGAGAUCUGGCCUGUCUUGGUCAACGUCUUCUUCGGUGUACCCCUGCCUCUCAGCUCAUUCCUCAUGAUCAUCAUUUGCGUCUUCACCGACUUAUUCCUCUCUCUUUCUCUUAUUAUGGAAAAGGAAGAAUUUGAUCUGUUGUCCCUGCCACCCCGAAACCACAAGAAGGACCACCUCAUCUCUCUCAAGAUUUACAUCCAGGCCUAUCUCUUCACUGGCUUUAUGGAAACAUGCACUGCUCACGCAAUGUUUUUCUUAUACUACUGGAAGGAGGCGGGUAUACCCAUCAGCAGUCUGUUUUUCGCAUUUGAGAAAUACACGGAUGGGUUCUACGGCUACACGCAAGACGAGUUGACUCACUUCAACGCAGUCGGCCAGGGCGUCUACUUUGUAACCUUGGUCAUUCUCCAAUGGGGCAACAUCCUGGCUGUUCGCAAUCGUCGUUUGAGUAUUCUCCAAGCCGAUCCUAUUACCGAGAAGAGACGCAACCCCUGGCUCAUUCUCAGCAUGGUCAUUUCGCUGGCUAUUGCGAUUUUCGUCACCGAAGUUCCAGGCAUUCAGAACUUGUUCGGCACAGCGAGCGUUCCCAUUCAGUUUUGGUUUAUUCCUAUCCCCUUGGCUUUGGGUAUUCUUUGCAUGGACGAGAUUAGAAAGUUGAUUGUUAGAUUGUUCCCCAAUGGGCCGGUGGCUAAGAUUGCGUGGUAA